Messenger RNA from Psammomys obesus (fat sand rat), 8896 nucleotides. RefSeq names its product bromodomain adjacent to zinc finger domain 2A (gene Baz2a). Gene Ontology annotation, molecular function: DNA binding; protein binding. The record is from RefSeq and is a predicted model, not a curated record. The transcript has 32 exons. Bases 724 to 6285 code for a protein of 1853 amino acids. Gene Ontology annotation, cellular component: rDNA heterochromatin. Lineage: Eukaryota; Metazoa; Chordata; Mammalia; Rodentia; Muridae.
GGGACAUCACCCUACAGCAGUUCAGGCUGUGUGGUUCGCAGGAAGCAUACAUUAGCUUUUUUGUUUUUUUUUUUGUUUUUUGUUUUUUUUUUGUUUUGUUUUCGAGUUCCCAGCUCACAGUUGGGGAGGAUCUAACAGUAGCCUUCAAGUGAAGCGAGGCCCAAGGACAGUAAGACGCUAGGUCCUAAUCUGGAGUCCUGCCAGCCUGACAUGGGCCUCCUUGAAGCUCCGUGGCUCCCACUGUCUCCCUAGCCUCCUUUGUGAAAGUCUUGAGUGCCGGCAGGGAGAGCUCUUCAGGUACUCUGCAGUGCAAUCCACCAACGUCCCCAACUACGUCGUAGAAGUUUCCGUCUUUUCUGCGUCCGGGAUCCUUCCUGGUUCUGGCCCCUAGGAGACGCCACCCGCUCUCCCCUCCCCCAGCGGAUCCACCGCCACCGCGGUCCCCGAGCGCUCGUCCUCACCCGCGCGGCUCCUGCCCCUUUAAGCGCCACCUCCCCCUCCACCGCCGCCGGCCUCGGGCUGGGGGAGGAGGCGCCGCCGCCGCCCGGCUUGGCCACCUGCGCCGCCGCCGCCGCCGCCGCCCGGCCCUGCUUCAGACAAAGUUUCGCCGUGUAGCCGUGGUUAGCCUGGAACUCGGAAUCUCUCCGAUGUCCAAGGCCCUGCAGAUGUCACCAGGAAAGUAGUGAUCCAGGCAGGACCGGGUUGUCCCUACAGGAAAUAGAAAUGGAGGCAAACGACCACUUUAACUUCACUGGCCUUCCCCCUGCACCAGCUGCCUCAGGACUGAAACCCUCUCCUUCUUCAGGGGAGGGCCUCUACACUAACGGGUCUCCCAUGAACUUUGCCCAGCAAGGGAAAAGUUUGAAUGGGGAUGUGAAUGUUAAUGGCUUAUCUACUGUAUCUCACACUACUACUUCAGGGAUUUUGAACUCUGCUCCCCACUCCUCCAGCACUUCACACCUCCAUCACCCUAACGUGGCCUACGACUGUCUUUGGAACUACUCACAGUACCCAUCUGCCAAUCCUGGCAACAACCUCAAGGACCCUCCCCUUCUUUCUCAGUUCCCUGGGGGACAAUACCCACUCAAUGGUAUCCUUGGGGGCAGCCGACAACCUUCGUCCCCAACCCACAACACUAAUCUUCGAGCUGGGAGCCAAGAGUUCUGGGCCAAUGGUACCCAGAGUCCCAUGGGGCUUAACUUCGAUUCACAGGAACUGUAUGAUUCUUUUCCUGAUCAGAAUUUUGAGGUGAUGCCCAAUGGACCCCCAAGUUUUUUCACCUCCCCACAGACUUCUCCAAUGUUGGGAUCUAGUAUCCAGACCUUUGCACCUUCCCAGGAUGUAGGCAGUGGGAUCCAUCCUGAUGAGGCAGCAGACAAGGAGCUGACUUCAGUUGUGGCAGAAAAUGGCACUGGCUUGGUAGGCAGCCUGGAGCUGGAGGAAGAGCAGCCAGAACUCAAGAUCUGUGGCUACAAUGGUUCUGUCUCGUCUGUGGAGUCUUUACACCAAGAGGUCUCUGUGCUGGUCCCUGAUCCCACAGUGAGCUGUCUAGAUGAUCCGUCACAUCUUCCUGAUCAACUGGAAGACACUCCAAUCCUCAGCGAAGACUCCCUUGAGCCCUUUGACUCUCUGGCAGCAGAACCAGUGAGUGGAGGACUUUAUGGUAUAGAUGACACGGAGCUGAUGGGUGCAGAAGACAAGCUGCCUCUUGAAGACAACCCUGUAAUCUCUGCCCUUGAUUGCCCUUCUCUCAAUAAUGCUACUGCCUUCAGCCUCCUGGCAGACGACAGUCAAACAUCAGCCUCUAUCUUUGUCAGCCCAACCUCCCCACCUGUCUUAGGGGAGUCUGUCUUGCAAGAUAAUAGCUUUGACUCUGAACAGGAAGAAAUGGAGACUCAGUCUUCAGACUUCCCUCCUCCCCUGACUGAGCCAGCCCCUGACCAACCACCUACUGUUGAGCUACGUCCCUCAGUCUCUCCGGCAGCCUCUCCAGCUGCAUGUGCCUCUCCUGCUGCCUCGCCUGCCCUCCCAGCCAGCUCCUUGGAAGCCUCUGUGACAGCUCCAGUGACUUCUCAAGCUUUCCCUGUACCUUGCCCAGCAGCUGCUGUCCAGACAGUCUCCCCAGCAGAUGACAAUGUCAGCACUGUCCCUGAAACUUCUGCUGAUCAGGAAGAGAUCACUGGAGAAACUGCCACCGUUUCUGGUGGUGGUGAUGUACUGAAGAGACGCAUUGCUACCCCAGAAGAAGUUCGUCUUCCUCUCCAACAUGGGUGGCGGAGAGAAGUGCGCAUAAAGAAGGGGAGCCAUCGGUGGCAGGGGGAGACUUGGUAUUAUGGCCCCUGUGGGAAGAGAAUGAAGCAAUUUCCAGAAGUUAUCAAGUACCUGAGCCGAAAUGUGGUACACAGUGUCCGCCGUGAGCACUUUAGCUUCAGUCCCCGUAUGCCUGUUGGAGAUUUCUUUGAAGAAAGAGAUACACCAGAGGGCUUGCAGUGGGUCCAGUUAUCAGCAGAGGAGAUUCCAUCCAGAAUUGAAGCAAUUACUGGCAAACGAGGUCGACCUCGAAACAACGAGAAGGCCAAAAACAAGGAGGCUCCCAAAGUGAAGCGGGGCCGAGGCCGGCCUCCUAAGGUCAAAGUGCCUGAGCUAUUGAAUGCUACAGACAGCCGGCUUCCAAGAAAACUGGAGACCCAAGAAACACUGAAUGAGGAGGAGAAAGCAAAGAUGAGUAAAAGCAAAAAGAAGAUGAGGCAGAAGAUUCAGCGGGGAGAGGGUCAGACCUCUGUCCAAGGGCAGGCCAGAAGCAAGAGGAAGCAAGACAGCAAGACCUUAAAGCUGAGGGACACUAAGAAGAAAGUCAAGGUAGAAAAGAUGAAGACAAAGCCGGAAAAACUCAAGGAAAAAGUGAAGAGGGAAAAGAAAGAAAAGGUAAAAGUGAAGGGAAAGGAAGAGGCAGGCAGAGCCAAACCAGCCUGUAAAGCAGAUAAGACCCUUGUCACACAAAGGCGUCUGGAGGAACGGCAGAGGCAGCAGGUUAUCCUGGAGGAGAUGAAGAAGCCCACAGAGGAUAUGUGUCUGACUGACCAUCAGCCCCUGCCUGACUUCACACGCAUCCCUGGUUUGGCACUAUCCAGUCGGGCUUUCUCAGAUUGCUUGACCGUCAUGGAGUUCCUGCAUAGUUUCGGCAAAGUGCUCGGCUUUGACCUUACCAAAGACGUUCCUAGUCUGGGCGUCCUUCAGGAGGGACUCUUGUGUCAAGGGGACAGCUUAGGCAAAGUGCAAGACCUGCUGGUGCAGCUGCUGAAGGCUGCCCUCCGUGACCCCGGGCUGCCCUCCUACUGCCAGUCACUAAAGAUCUUGGGUGAGAAGGUGUCUGAGAUCCCAUUGACUAGAGACAAUGUGUCUGAGAUAUUACGCUGCUUCCUCAUGGCAUAUAGAGUGGAGCCAUCCUUCUGUGACAGUCUGCGCACCCAGCCUUUUCAGGCCCAACCACCUCAGCAGAAGGCUGCUGUUCUAGCCUUCCUUGUGCAUGAGCUCAACGGCUCCACCAUUAUCAUCAAUGAGAUUGACAAGACUCUGGAGAAUAUGUCUAGCUACAGGAAAAACAAAUGGAUUGUUGAAGGUCGACUUCGGAGACUGAAAACUGCUCUGGCCAAGCGAACUGGGCGUCCUAUGGCUGUGAUGGAGGGGCCAGAAGAUGGCCUGGGACGUAGGCGUAGUUCUCGAAUCAUGGAGGAAACCAGUGGCAUAGAAGAGGAAGACGAGGAGGAAACUAUGGUAGCUGUCCAUAGCCGAAGGGGUCGAAGGGAUGGAGAGGUUGAUGCUACAGCGUCUAGCAUUCCAGAGCUCGAGCGCCACAUAGAAAAGCUCAGUAAGCGUCAGCUCUUCUUUAGGAAAAAGCUGCUUCAGUCUUCCCAGAUGCUUCGGGCAGUCUCCUUGGGCCAGGACCGCUACAAACGCCAUUACUGGGUAUUGCCAUGUCUGGCUGGUAUCUUUGUGGAAGGAUCAGAGGGAUGCAUAGUUACUGAAGAUGGAAUAAAGAAAGAAACCGAGUCUUUGAUGGAAGCACUCACUUCAACACCCAGCUCUGCCGUCUCUGUAAAGAAGGAGUCAGCUGGCUCCAACACCUCUGCUUCUCCUGCCCGGUCCCGAGGCCGACCUCGAAAGUCUAAGCCCGGGUCUCUGCAGCCUCAGCAGCUCACGCCCACCAUUGGGGAGCAUGAUUCAGAACAAGCAGAGACUCAAGUUCACCCAGGACCUCAGCCCCAUCCUCAGCUUCAGGCUUCUACCCAGCUCCACUCGAACAAUGGGUUCCUAGAGCCAGAAGGCUCCCCUUUGUCCCUGGGUCAGAGCCAGCAUGACCUCAGCCAGUCCGCCUUCCUGUCUUGGCUAAGCCAGACUCAGAGCCACAACUCCCUGCUGAGCAGUUCAGUCCUCACACCCGAUAGCAGCCCAGGAAAAUUGGACUCCGCUCCAUCUCAGUCCCUGGAGGAGCCAGAGCCUGAUGAGGCAGAAUCCUGCCCUGACCCUCAAGGUCCCUGGUUUAACUUCUCAGCUCAGAUCCCCUGCAAUGCUGCUCCUACACCUCCCCCUGCAGCUUCUGAGGACCAGCCUCCUCCCUCCCUCCAGCUGCCUGCCUCCUCUAAGUCAAUAAAUACACCUGGUGCUGCCAGUCUCUGUUCCCCAGUGCAGUUCUCUUCCACCCACUUGCCUGGAGGGGCCUCUAAGAGGCCAUCAGGAUACUCGGAAGAAAUGCCACAAAGUCCCACAGGGCUAGGACAACCAAAGCGUAGAGGGAGACCUCCUAGCAAGUUCUUCAAGCAGGUGGAGCAGCGUUACUUAACCCAGCCGACAGCCCAGCCUAUCCCCCCUGAAAUGUGCUCGGGCUGGUGGUGGAUCCGAGAUCCUGAGACACUGGAUGUCAUGCUCAAGGCACUGCAUCCCCGAGGUAUUCGGGAAAAGGCACUUCACAAACAUCUUAGCAAGCACAAGGACUUCUUGCAGGAAGUUUGCUUACAGCCCUUAGCUGAUCCCAUCUUUGAGCCUAGUAAGCUACCUGCCUUGGAAGAAGAAACUAUGAGCUGGUCCCCCAAAGAGAAGACUUACGAGACAGACCUGGCUGUGCUUCAGUGGGUAGAGGAGCUAGAACAGCGGGUUGUCCUUUCUGAUCUGCAGAUUCGGGGUUGGACGUGUCCUAGCCCAGACUCUACCCGAGAGGACUUGACCUACUGUGAGCAUCUACCUGACUCUCAGGAGGAUCUUCCUUGGAGGGGCCGGGGCAGGGAAGGAGCCGUCCCUCAGCGGCAGAACACCAAUCCUCUGGACCUUGCUGUGCUGCGGCUGGCUGUGCUGGAGCAGAAUGUGGAGCGGCGUUACUUGCGGGAACCCCUCUGGGCGGCCCAUGAGGUGGUGGUGGAGAAGGUCCUGCUGAGCACACCCAAUGGUGCCCCUGAAGGCAGCACUGCUGAGAUAUCCUACGAGAUCACCCCUCGUGUGCGUGUCUGGCGGCAGACACUUGAGAGAUGCCGCAGUGCAGCCCAGGUGUGCUUGUGCCUGGGCCAGCUGGAAAGGUCCAUCGCGUGGGAGAAGUCUGUCAACAAAGUGACCUGUCUCGUCUGCCGGAAGGGUGACAAUGAUGAAUUUCUCCUGCUCUGUGAUGGGUGUGAUCGAGGCUGCCACAUUUACUGUCAUCGGCCCAAGAUGGAGGCUGUCCCAGAAGGGGACUGGUUCUGUGCUGUCUGUCUGGCCCAACAGGUGGAAGAAGAAUUCACCCACAGACCUCGUUUCCUAAAACGAGGUCAGAAGCGGAAAAGUGGUUUUCCACUGAACUUCUCAGAGGGUGACAGUCGGAGGCGACGGGUACUGUCAAGGAGCCGAGAGAGCCCAGCAGUGCCUCAGUGCCCACAAGAUGGGCCAUCUCCCUCCAAGAGACGGAGAUUGUCAAUGAGAAGCCAGCACAGCGAUCUCACAUUCUGCGAGGUCAUCCUCAUGGAGAUGGAAUCCCAUGAUGCAGCCUGGCCUUUCCUGGAGCCUGUGAACCCUCGCCUGGUGAGUGGGUACCGGCGUGUCAUCAAGAACCCUAUGGACUUUUCCACCAUGAGAGAGCGGCUGCUCCGGGGAGGGUACACCAGUUCAGAGGAGUUCGCUGCUGAUGCCCUGCUGGUUUUUGACAAUUGCCAGACCUUCAACGAGGACGACUCUGAAGUGGGCAAGGCUGGGCAUAUCAUGCGCCGCUUCUUUGAGAGCCGCUGGGAGGAGUUUUAUCAGGGAAAGCAGGCCAGUCUGUGAGGCGAGGGAGGUGGGAGUAGCCGUGUGGCAUCUUCUCCCACCUUCCAAACAGAGACCUGCCAUUCACACCUGCUGAUUGGCUGCCCUGGGCGGACACAGGUCAGACAGUGCUGAUUCCUGACUCUGCCCUCAGCAGCACCCACAUCCUCUUGUCCCUAAUCCCUUUUCUCCCUUCCUCCUCUUGCUCCUCAAAUAAGAGAUGCAGAGAUGAGGUCCUUCUGGACGGAAAGCCAAAAAAGAAAGAAAUUUCCUGGGUUUUUGUUUUGUUUUGUUUUUGUUUUUGUUUUUUCCCUAAUUAAAAUGGAGAGGGGUGAAGAAGUCCUCCCCGGUCCCAGCUUCCUCCUUCCCUGUACAUGCCCCAGCAUCCUGGGGUUAUUUAACAAUAGCAAUAGUUCUAGUGAAUGUGUGAAACCAAGAAACACUCUGUACUGUGUGCGGACCCGCAGUGACGGCCAGUAAAGUGGACUUAAUUCCCAAGUGUGUCGAGCCGGACACCGGGCCCUGAACAUGCUGCUUCCAUGUUCAGUCCUUUCCCUGCUCUCGCUUUUUCUCACUUUUUUUUUUUUCUUACUCUUCCCAGUUUUUACAACUUUGUCCCACCCAAUAAUAUAAAACUGUCGUGUACGGGUUCUUCCUUUCCCUUCCCAGCCCCCAUCUCCUUCCCCUUAUGUGGAAACAAAGUUCAGAGUUCCCUGUCUUUCUGUCCUCAUCUUCUGCCAAUAGUUAACCCUCUAGGAUGCUGGCCCCUCCUCGAGUGCUGAGUUUCUAGCCUUUUCUGAAACUCUGGCUGGGGAGCGGGCAGGUGGGCAGGUGCCCUGGGCCUUCAGGCCUCUUUCCCCUGCUCCCCAAACCUCCCUCUUGGGAACUCCUCAGGGACAACUACUGCUGAGUCUGAGUGCUCCUCCCAGAUGGAGGCCAGGUAGCAAUUGGCUGGCCUCAGAGAGAGGGGGAGAGAGAGGUGGUUGUGUGUGUGUGUGUGUGUGUGUGUGUGUGUGUGUGUGUGUGUGUGCGCGCGCCCGCGCGCGCCCGCGCACUUGCACACAAAUAAGAGCUGUGAUCGUAACCCUGUUUAGUGUAAUGAGAUUCAUUCAGUUUCCCCAAAUAUGUUUUUAUUCCCACCUUUCCCAUUGUUUCAUACCAUCACAUUUUGUCUUUGGGAAAACAUGGGAACUGUUUCUCUGGGGACAAGGCUCAUGGUCAUUUCUGUUCCAGCCUCUUCAAACUGUGCAAUCUUUCCAGCAGGCACUCCCUCUCCUCAGUAGCUUUUUGAGUCUUGAGCUUUCGCUGGGAGAGGAGUAGAACUGGAUCUUUCCUAAACCAUGAGUAUCUAGGUUUAGUUGUGUUUUCCUUCCUCACAUAUACUGCCUGUCCCCAGGACCCCUUCCCCAGCAGCAGAGACCCUGGAGCACAUGAUGUGCAAAGGGUCUACCCCUGCCCUGAGUGUGACUAAGCCCAGCUCAAGCCCCCAGCACGUGUGAGGAGAGCUGCUAACUCUGAGCUAUAGCCAUGGGCCGCCGGUCCCUGCUUUCCUGCUCAGCACAGCCCCUCCCAUCAGAAAUUACGGGUACUUGCACUGGGGAGGUGGCUGCUAGCUGGCCUAAGCAGAGAGCUGAGGCAUCCAAGCAAUGUUCUGUGGUGGGCAGAGGGUGCCAGGUGAGGUGCAGCAUUCCUUGUACUCCAGCAGUACUGAAGGGGUGGGGCCAGUGCAGGUUCCUGGGCAGUCCCUAUUCCUCUCAACUCACCCUCACCCCACUCCCUAACCCCAUUGCCUAUUUCUAAAGUCGCCUUUUUUGUCGAUAAACCUCAAAACUUAAUUUUAUUUGAGAAAUUUUUUUGCUUUUAAAUAAGAGGUGGAUUGAAGAAUAUUUGAAUUGACUUUAUAUUAUGCAUAAAUAUUUAUAUUUUAUCUAAAUAACUGCGCCGUAACAAACUUUGUGUUAGAUGUUUGGAACUGUUAUAGUUGGGGACAACUUCUUCCCCCGUGGCGAGUUUCCCCCAGCAUAAAAUGUACUGGAGUCAUUCAUUAUUGGAGGUGAACGGAAGGGAGAGUGGAGCCUUAGCUCUUGGCCUUGUGCUCCUCUCCCAGCCCCACCUCUUCCCCGAGGGACCAGGCACUCUGGGUGGAGGUCCUAGACUUGAUGUGAAGAAGUGGGGGCUGAAGGGAUUAUGGGGUAGGAGAGGGGCCAUUUCUCACUUUUCUUUCCUCAUCUUCACUGCCCCUCAGCUAGGUGGAUUUUCUCUUACUGACAAAGAGUAUUUGGUAGGGAAAGCAGGUUAAAAAUAAAAGACAACCCACCUUGCCCCUUGUGUUCCCUCCCCUCUGUGGUAACAGCAAGAAACCAUCAACACCAACAAGUUUCCAUGUUCCUUUACAGCAAAAGGGACUGACUUUUUAUAUAACCAAAUGUGGUGUUUUAGUGACUUUUUGAUAAUGUACAGUUUUUUGUGAAUUUAAAUUUAUUUCUUUCUAUAUUUUUAGGACCAAUCUCAUUUUUAAUAAGGUUUAAAAAAAAGUCUAGAGAAAAAAAACCUCGUUUUUGCCAUGUGAUGUUCCACAGGUGUGGCUGUAGAGAAGUGCUUGUCAUUGAAUAAACCACAUUUGAUAGAGACU